Messenger RNA from Lathyrus sativus (Indian pea), 828 nucleotides. Lineage: Eukaryota; Viridiplantae; Streptophyta; Magnoliopsida; Fabales; Fabaceae. The record is from the annotation of a GenBank genome assembly.
AUGUUAACAGCUAUAGAUAUAUACAAUGAAGAACUCAUGAAAGCCCUUGAGCCUUUUAUGAAAACUGGCUCUUCUUCGUUAGUCUCUGAACAAUCACAAAUUUUGAAUCCCAAUUUCGAAACUCAAAGAAGCUCUAUAGGUCUCAACCAACUCACCCCUUCACAAAUCCUUCAAAUCCAAACACAAUUCCAAAUCUCCCAACAGCAAAAAAGCACUCUCGCACAAAAGCCCGUUCCCAUGAAGCACUUUGGAACUCCCUCAAAACCCAUGAAACUGUAUCGGGGAGUUAGACAGCGUCAUUGGGGAAAAUGGGUCGCUGAAAUAAGACUCCCAAAGAACCGUACUCGUCUCUGGUUAGGUACAUUCGAUACCGCAGAGGAAGCAGCUUUUGCUUAUGAUAACGCAGCUUAUAAGCUUAGAGGCGAAUUCGCACGCCUCAAUUUUCCACACAUGCGUCACUAUGGAAAUUAUAAUCCUCUCACUUCCUCGGUUGAUUCUAAGCUCCAAGCUAUAUGUGAAUCCUUAGCGGUUUCUCAAAAACAGGGGAACACCGAAAAGAAGUGUAUCUCUGUUGAAGAAGUAAAGCCGGUUGUUUUUAUUCCUGCACAGUCUAAGACUGAAUUGGUUUUUAACGAGUUUGAGGAUUUUAAGGUUGAGAAUGAGAACAAGCUGUUGUUGUCUAUGUCUGAUGAAUGUUCCCCUGGUUUGUCUUCUCCAGAAUCCGGUGUAACUUUCUUCAAUUUUUCAGAUUCUUGUCAGUGGGAUGAAGUGGAGAAUUUUGGGUUGAAGAAGUACCCUUCUGUUGAGAUUGAUUGGGAAGCAUUAUGA